Spinacia oleracea (spinach) is the source of this 1954-nucleotide messenger RNA. RefSeq lists its product as uncharacterized. The transcript is spliced from 14 exons. Lineage: Eukaryota; Viridiplantae; Streptophyta; Magnoliopsida; Caryophyllales; Amaranthaceae. The coding region runs from base 437 to 1597 and encodes 386 amino acids. The record is from RefSeq and is a predicted model, not a curated record.
UGUUUGCAUAACAGUAGUAAUUUUGAACCGCACUAAACCAACCACCUCGUCAUUAUCUCUCUCUGUUCAAUCCCACGACCAUUCCCAUUUCCAUCACCAACAGUUGGCAACUGCAAAGUCGCCACCCCUGACCACCACCAUCUCCACCACUUCCAACACCUGCUAGCUCCCAUCACCACCCCCUACAAAAUUAAAAAUUAAAAAUUAAAAACUAAAAAUUAUAAUCUAAAAACAAUUAAAAGCACAUAUUCCUUGCCUUUGCUUACAAAUACACCUGAACAGGAAGAAGUAGAAGUAUAAUUAGUAAGGAUUUAUCCAGUAAUUUUUGAAUAUUCUUUACUUAACUUUUCUGGCGUGCCUUUCUCUUCGAAUAGCAACCCAAUAAAGUCCUCCAAAAGGCCCCUUUCAUGUCUUUCUCUCCUUAGCUUCUUCUACCAUGAAUUCUCCCUUUUCUAUUUCUGCGUUCUCAGACUCAAAGAACCGCUUGUAUUUGUACAGAAUUUUCAUUGGAUUGUCUCUAAUUUGCUUCACUUAUUUCAUUGGAAGUGCUUUAAUUGCGGAGGAUUAUAAAGAAAAAAUAUCUAAAUGGCCAAUGGAAAUGAUGGGCACUGAACAUAGUCCAAAAUCUAAUUUCUGCAGGAAUCAAUGUAGGCCUCCAGGUAGUGAGUCUUUGCCUGAGGGAAUUAUUGUCCGAACAUCCAACUUCGAAUUGCGACCCUUAUGGGAUUCUUCCUUAGCCAAGGAGAAGCUGAAACCUUCUUUGAAUUUGUUGGCAAUUGCAGUGGGAGUAAAGCAAAAGGAGAUAGUAAAUAAAACUGUUGAGAAGUUUCUUUCCAACGACUUUGUCAUAAUGCUCUUUCAUUAUGAUGGCAUUGUGGAUGAAUGGAGUGAUCUAAGGUGGAAUAAUCGUGUGAUACAUGUGUCUGCUAAGAACCAAACAAAAUGGUGGUUUGCCAAGCGUUUUUUGCAUCCAGAUAUAGUGGCAGAGUAUGACUAUAUUUUCCUUUGGGAUGAGGAUCUUGACGUAGAAAACUUCAAUCCACAAAGGUACAUCAACAUUAUUAGAAGUGAAGGACUUGAGAUAUCACAACCAGCACUUGAUCCUGUUAAAUCAGUGGUUCAUCACCCUAUUACUGCUCGCAGGAAGAAUGAAAUACUGCACAGGAGAUUUUACAAAUCUAAAGGCAGUGGAUUGUGUGAUGAAAACAGCACAACUCCUCCGUGCACUGGGUGGGUGGAAAUGAUGGCACCAGCCUUCUCAAAAGCAGCCUGGCAAUGUGUAUGGUACAUGAUCCAGAAUGAUCUGAUUCAUGCUUGGGGUUUGGAUAGACAGAUGGGUUAUUGUGCACAGGGUGAUAGAGUGAAAAAUGUUGGUGUGGUGAAUUCUGAAUACAUCGUUCAUCUUGGACUUCCAACACUUGGUGUCCUGGACAAAAACAAGGAAUCAUCUGAGCAACUAAGAGUAGACAAUAGACCAGCUGUCAGGAGACAGUCAUUCAUUGAAAUGCAGAAGUUCAGUCAAAGAUGGAGUGAUGCAGUGAAUAACUCCAAAUGUUGGAUUGAUAUGUACAAACAAACUGAUCAACACAGAAACUGAUGAGUCAAUUUUGGGUUACAUACUGGUCAUACAAUGACACAAAGCAAUACAAAUCCACAAACUUAUACAUAUCGUUGUGCAGAAGAAUCGAACAUUUCAUGACACUCAUGAUGCGAGAUGGUACAUUUUUGUAUUGCGCCAUCCUUUCUUUAGUUGUGCUUUUUUCUGUACAUAUAAAUGUCUCAGCCAUGUAUAUUAGAACUUAGAUGGUCCGCGAUAGCAUCUGGCAUCUGGCAUCUGGCAUCUGGCAUGUAUCUAGAUAUUCCCUAUUGUAAGCCAAGCUUGUUAUGAUUCUUUAUGGAAUUCAAAGAUGUAAUCCACGUUCAUAUGAAAGAGAGAUUGUUUUUUGUUACUUUA